Molecule: messenger RNA, 4473 nt
Organism: Chara braunii
Lineage: Eukaryota; Viridiplantae; Streptophyta; Charophyceae; Charales; Characeae
Source: the annotation of a GenBank genome assembly
UGUGAUGUCUGAUAGGGCCCCUUGAGGGCUUGUUCCUCACAUGAGUGACAAAGACAGUGGCGGACGGCCACGAUGGUGCGGACUCAGGCACGGGCGUUCGAGGACGCAGGGGAGGACGAGAACCGCAAGGCACAGAAGAAGUGCUGCGUGUACAAGUACAUCCGCGUGGGACAGAAUCUUGGCGAGAGGUUCUGCGGGAAUCGCAUGUUGAAGUGCCUUUUUUGCGGCCACGAAUUUCAGGGAAACCAAUUCGUGGCGGGGCGCCAUUUCCGACAGGGUAAGGGAUGUCCGGAGGUGAAUGACGAGGCGCUUGUCGACAUACACUACAACACCGACUACAAGCUGGAUGGGAAGAUCCUUGAGCUGAUGCGUCGGUUUGAGGAACUUCACAAUCCAGCACCUGUGAUGGAUCCGUGCCGGGACGAGGGAGGGUUGGGACAGGAGAGGGAUGACGAGGACGUGAUCGACGUGGACAACGUCAUGGAGGAGGGUGCACGGGCGGGGCUGUCAGAGAGGGACCGACGGAAGGGCGUUGUCAGCGAGCCGGGGGGGCAGCAAGGCGAAUACUUUAAGGAUGCGCACGUGUCGGCUCGCGCACAAGCGCAUGUGGGUGCGGACGAGGCGCGACCGUCUACGGGGAAGAGGAAGGAGAGACAUGAGGGGGCGCGGCCGGGAGCGCAGAAGAGGCUUAGACAAAAUACGAUAAAGGAGUCGUAUUGUUCACAAUGGCAAACAGAGUUCAAGAAGAAGUGGAUGAGGUUUGUCUACAGUCAACGUCUGGCGUUCAACAUCUUCCGGAGCGAGCUGUGGUUGGACGUCGUCCGACACUUCAGGGAAUUGCCUGGGCCAGUGAAGGUUUUGUGGCCUUCGGAGAACGAGAUAGUGGACAUAGAGACAGUUGUCCGCACGGCGGAUGAUGUGGUGGCUGAUCUCGCGGAGGUCAGGGCUCCUUUCUAUGUCACGGGGGCCACCAUCAUGUCGGACGGCAGGAAGUCACGCGAUGCUAAACCCAUCGUUAACUUCCUUGCCGCCGGGUCACGUGGGGUGAUGUUGGUCCGGACAAUGAACAGGGAGGGUGAGCGGGACCAGGCGGAGGAUGUGUUGGCGCGGUGGAUCAAGGUGUUUGAUGACUUCCCCCGAAUGCAUGUUUGCAACAAGAUGUUGUCAGACAUUGGCUGCUCGAGCGCGUGGACCAGGGACAUCAUCAUGCGGGGAAGAGCGGUGGUGCGCUUCAUUAAGGAGCACGGCGCCGCUCUUUAUAUCUUCAAGAGGGAGAGCACGCAGAUGGGUCUUAUUUAUCCGUGCGAGACACAUUUUGCAUCCGUGUUCGCGAUGAUGGAGCAUUUACUGGCGGUGAGGUCGGCAUUGGAGAGGACGGUGGACAGCGAUAGUUGGGGUAUGGUCCCUUGGGACCGUUCCGUUCGUCAGUUGGCCAGGUGGGUUAGGUGGCAGGUGCGACAUGGCCCUUGGUGGGAUUCCAUGACCAUCCUGUUCCGUAUUAUGGAGCCUAUGUAUGACCUGCUGCGCAGGUUGGACCAUGGAGGGCUGCACAUGUCACGAGUUGUUCAGUGGACGCAGGAUGUGAUCCAAGAGGUGGCACAGGAGGUUCGCGUACUUCCGCCGGAUUCUGCACACUUCAUUGUGCAGAAGGUGCAGGCUCGGUGUGCUCACAUGUUGGAGCCGGCGCACGCCGCUGCUCACCUUCUCUGUCCCAACCGGCGGGACUUGAGGUACUACGAGGACGUAGUCAGCGACUACGACGCGAGUUUGGUGAGGGAGGCCGAGGUUUACACCUCGUCACAGAAAAGGUUCGAUGUGGCGAGCCCCGAGUACGAGACCGCAUGUGCGCAGAUGUGCGACUUUCACACACGCAGGGGGAGCAUUGCGUGGGGGGGGAGGGACGGAGACAGAGAGGCACAGAGGUGCACCGGCGAUGUAGAGACAUAUGAGGCUGGGUGUUGGUGGUCGAAGUGGGGACAGUGCGCCCCGCAAUUGCAGGUUAUCGCUCUUCGUUUCAUGUACAUAUGGACGUGCUCCUCUCCUGCUGAGAGGAAUUGGGCCGUCCACGAGGGUGUACAGACGAAGAAGUGUAACCGGCUUGAGUUUGAGAAGGUUGCGAAGUUGGUUGAGAUCUCAGCCAACGUCCGCCUUCUCUCUCAUCAGCGGGCAGGCCGCGGGUUUGCGCUGUUGUGGACUCUAGAUGAGUCGUUGUUGGACGUGGAGGCAGGGAUUGGGACUCGCCCCUCGUGGAAGGGGACGGAUGACAGGAGGACGCAGGAGGAGCUGGAGUGUCAGAGCCGUUCGUGGCAGCGAGACCCGUAUGGGUCGAGAGCUCCUCUGGGUGAGGUUGCAGAUGUUUUCGGGACUCGAGCUGCCACAUUGCGCCCGUACACUAGAGAUGACGACAGCGAUUACGAGGGUCAGGAGCAGGAGGACGAGUGGGCGGGCCCCACUGCUGCGACUACUGCCGCACAGGAGGCUGAUGAGUGGAGCGACCCGGAGGACGUCCGUAGACGGAGUGGCGGGGAUGACUUUUUCGUUGGAGUUGAUUUAGAGGGCGAGGCGGAGGUGAUGUCGAGGUUGCUGCGGCGGUUGGCGGGGACGCACUUGGGGAUUUUGGCGAGGAGUGGAUGCCGACGGGUGGCAGAGGAGGUUAUGCCUCAUGGAGAGAGCGAGUCCCGGGGGGACAUCAGUGUCGGCAUGCAUGCCGUAAUGGGAGAGAUCAGCGCCCUGCGCUCAGAGUCUUUCUCCCCUGCUAUGCGCGCGGAGUUCAUGUCGUCAGCACCGGAGGCAGAGGGAGUUGAGGACUGCAGACCCCCUGCAGAGACAUCUGCGGAGAGGCUGGAUAGGCUUGAUAGUCGUCGAGCUUGCCUCAUGGCACGAGCGGACCCCAGGACGCAGGAGUUGGCCCAUGUUGCGUUUGAGGAGCGACAGAGACAACUGGGGACAUUCACACUGGCGUCCGUUGGGACGCGGGGGGAGGCAGCUUUAGCCGAUGCGUCAAGGAUGGGAGGUGAUGUUGAGCAGGGGUCGCACGAGACCGGGUUCGCACCCCCAGAGGACCCACGUGUGGUGCCUGACCGGCCUUCUCACGACGAGCAGAGGCAGGAGGACAGUUUGCAUGAGGGCGCGGGCAUGCCUCUGGCCACGGGUUUGGUUGCGGGUGCCGCUGAUCCGAUAGCACUGACUACUGGGGUGGAGGAGGACGUCGCGGGGGACGUUGAUGUUACGGGGGCGGGGCGAGAUGGUGCACAGGUCGAUAGCGAGGUUGUACCUCGAGAGGACGUGAGAGACGGGCAUGAUGGAGACAGACAAGAGACGCCGCAGACUUUGGUAGUUCGCACAGCUGUGGGGCCGGUGGUGCCACAUCAGGGACCGUUCCUGGUGGAUCUUGGGCGUCGUGCACAUGGCGGUGGCCCGGUCGCGGAGCGACGAGUAGGCAGGGGCACGUGCGCGCCUUCGGUCCCUACUUUUGCGUCGUCACGGGAGAGGCCGCAGAUUAGGUAUGUGGCCACGCCUCGCGGCAGCCUCCCAUUUGGAUGUAUGACUGCUGAGGAGUUGGAGGCGCACGGCGGGAUGGAUUUGACCGAGAUCGACAGGCGGUGCUUCAAGAGGCCUCUGCGGGCGGGCCGUCUGGCUCACGUGCAGGACUUGUCUUGGGGGCCAGCUAGCCCUAGCUUACCUUCAGGAGGUUCUGUCGCGGCGCCGUCUCACGGCGCGACAGGGCCAUCCUCACCAGCGAGCGUAGUUGGGGAUGAGAGCGGCAGUCUCACCCCGAGGUCGGCUGCCCGUAGACGGAGAGACACUACCGACCAUGCGCGGGUGUCAGAGGACAGCAUGUUGUUCGGUCGCACUGAUCGACCAUGGAGUGAGACGAGACGGGUGACGACUGCGAGUGCCGCUCGGCAGCCAGGUUUGAGAGAGGUUUCCAUGACCGGAAGUCGUCGUGAUGUUGUGGCGUCGGGGUUCGGCGGUAGAGGCGGGGAUAGUGGUGGCAUGCCUGGCAGAUGUGAGGGCUCAGGCGGUGCCACGGGGGGCGGAGCAGAUCCGCCGUUGACGUACGGUUUGAGAGAGGCAUCUCUUAUUUUACAGGAGCCAGAGGUUGUUACAAAAGCCAGGCAGGCCCAACACGUGCCCUUAGAUCGACGCCAGGAGGGGGAGACUUCAGGGGCAGAUGGUCUUCCUAUGCGUCGCGAUUCCCGCCGACAUGUUGAUUUGGCAGCCGCAGGUAUACCCGGUAUAGUCAGAGGCAGGAGAGUCAUUAUGGACGACGACCCCGACGAGGCUCCCGAGCCUUCCAUUGCCGGACGCGGCGGCCAGCGGCAGAUAGGUCGAGCACGUGGCACUGGCCGCUCACACGGGCAGGGUUCUCAUCGGUCCAGGCGGGAUUCGCAUGUAGACGACGAUCGUUGAUGGUCUACGAACUUGCGUUUUCGCGGCCCGGUCUCAGUGUAGUUCAUUUGUUUUGUCGUC